AUGAAAAAACGUAAUAAACGAUUGUCGUCAAGAAAAAUUAAGAAAACCGACAGUGAAGAGCAUUCAAAACAGAACAAAGGAAAGAAGAAAGCUGAAGAAAUUAGUCGUAAAUCACCUGGCUCUACUCACAGUGUUAAUUCUGCCAUUUCUGGUGGUUGUGGACUACAUUUACCAGAAGAAAUUCUAUUAAAGAUAUUCAAAGAAAUUGUCAGGCAGCAAGGUGCUUUACCAUUCCUUGUUCGAGCUUCAAAAGUUUGCAGUUUAUGGAAAGAAGUGGCGUCAGAUCCAACCUUAUGGAGAAAAGUUGAUUUGUCAUUUGGUUGGAUCAGAUCUACAGACAACACUCUGAAGAAAUUAUGUGAACACAAAUUAAAACAGUGUAAAGAUGUGAAUUUAUCAUAUUGGAAUAAUUUAAACACAGCAAGUGUGAAGACAUUGACAGACUCCUGUCAUCAUCUCUCAGCUGUUAAUUUAUCAUAUUGUAAGAAAAUUAAUACAGAGUCCAUCAUAACCCUUGCUGAAAACUGUUACCAAUUAAACAGCUUGGAUUUAUCAUUCACACCAAAUGAUGCAGUAUCAUUACAAAGUCUUAAGGUACUACUACCUAAACAUGGACCUCACCUUAAACAAUUGAAUAUAGGUGGUAAUGGCUUUAAGGCUUUUACUGCAAUGUUCAAUCUGAUUUUAUGCAACUGUCUUAAUUUAGAGUUACUUGACAUAUCAAAUUGUGUAUUUUCUACAGAUAUUGUGCUAAUUAAUGUGAAAAAAUUCCAAGAUGCCUGUCCUAAUAUUCAGGUUUUGAGAUUUGCCAAUUCUAGGAUAGAUGGCAAUCCAUUAACUUCAGGGAAUAGACAAGCAAAUUUAGGCAGCUUUCCCAAAUUGGAACAGCUCAGUGUGGCAUAUAAUAGGCCUGAUACACAACCAAAAGCUUGCCUUAGUUUAGACUUUGUGACAAGAGUGAUCAAUAAAUGUGAAAAUGUAAAAUUAUUGGAUAUACGAGGAAAUGAUAACGUAGAUUGUUAUGAUUUGUGUGAUUUGAAUCUUUAUCGCCUUCAAGCGUUGCAUGCUAGUAAUACUGGGGUUAAAACAGAUGGAUCACAGCUUUAUCGCCUGACAGGGUUAUUUCAUAUGAUACGUCAUAGUCUAAUAGAGUUGGAUCUUUCAUGGAGUCCAUUACAAGAAGAUGAUAUUUUCCUUGCAUUAAAAGCAUUGACAGAGAAUAUCAAACAUUCUUGGUUAAAAACAGUGAAUCUUGCUGGGACUAAUAUAACACAACAAGGAGUGAAAGACUUGUUGAAUAAAUGUAAUGAAAUAACCAAUAUUAAUUUAACAUCAUGUCGUGGUAUGACAAGGGGAUUUAAACGUGAAUUUAAAAACCUGAAAGAUGUAGAGGCACUACGUUUGAGUUUAAAUUCUGCUGAAAUCUCCAGUGAAGAUGACUCUGAUUAA
Messenger RNA from Lottia gigantea (owl limpet), 1449 nucleotides. RefSeq lists its product as hypothetical. Gene Ontology annotation, cellular component: SCF ubiquitin ligase complex. The coding region runs from base 1 to 1449 and encodes 482 amino acids. Gene Ontology annotation, molecular function: protein binding. NCBI's taxonomy places the organism in Eukaryota, Metazoa, Mollusca, Gastropoda, Lottiidae. Gene Ontology annotation, biological process: SCF-dependent proteasomal ubiquitin-dependent protein catabolic process. The record is from RefSeq and is a predicted model, not a curated record. The transcript has a single exon.